Messenger RNA from Cavenderia fasciculata, 1710 nucleotides. RefSeq lists its product as uncharacterized. The record is from RefSeq and is a predicted model, not a curated record. The transcript has 2 exons. NCBI's taxonomy places the organism in Eukaryota, Evosea, Eumycetozoa, Acytosteliales, Cavenderiaceae. Bases 1 to 1710 code for a protein of 569 amino acids.
AUGGAUAGCACAAGUAAAGGUGGAUGUUGUUCAUCUAUGAAUUGUUGUGGACCUGAAUGUAAUUGUCUUGCAAAGCAACAACAUACUCAGCUGACAAUGCAAAUGCAGAGUAAACCAAAGGAUAAGGAUUUGGAUGGCACAGAUGAUAGCGUGACAGUGUCAAAGGAUCAUCAUUCAUCAUCAUCAUCAAAGAAGAAACAUGCUAGAGGUAGAAACGAGACGAAAAAGUCAGAUGAAGAGGAUGACGAGGACGACGAUGCAGAGGAAGAGGACGACGUCGAUUAUAAUUAUGCCUAUCAUUCAGAUAAUGACUUGGGUGGAGGAGGAAAGAUGGACACUACAAAAGAUGAUGCUCCAUCUUCUGCAUCUUCUUUAAAGAAAGAAAAGGAUAGUAAUAGUAGUAAUAAUGGAAAUAGUAGUACUGGUAGUACUGCUAGCAAUGGUAAUAAUAUAAUAAAUACUACGAGUGGUAGUAGUAAUGGAUCAGCAACAAGUUUGGCAAAUGGAGGUGGAUACACUUCAUCGGCACUGUUACCUACUCGUCUGGGAGAGAAUGGAUGUGUCACGUGCAACUGCAACGGGUGUCAUCCUGCCGACACUACAGGCGAUGGACAGCUGCCACUCGAUACUAGCACAGACGAUGCUGCGUCAGAGACGAAUAGCACGAGUGCUGCCAGCCAGACACCCCUCCCCAAAUCAAAUGCUUCGACUGCCACGCCAACAACAACUGGCGCCAACGCAUCGUCGACCGGUGCAGUGUCGGCUGGAGCUGGUACAGGAGCUGCUGACGCCAUCCCACUCAAGAAUGGGUGUUGUCGUCCGUGUAUGAAAGCGUUCUCAGAGACUGGCAAAGCAUGUCUAUGCCAGGUUCCCUCGUCAGUACGUGUUGGAACAUUGCCAGACGGUGGAUGCAAGAUCUGUAAAUGCAAGGGUUGUCAUCCCGAUGAAUUGAGCGGUCGUCGUCCCAACAAUGGUUAUAAAAUGCAUGGCGCUCCACACCACCACGGUCAUCACCACCUUCCUCCCCACCAUGGUCAUCACCAUGGACACCAUUACCCGCCUCCACCAGGCGGUCUCUAUGACGACCGUCAUAUGCCACCUCCCAUGUACAUGCCAUACCCUCCUCCACACCAACCAGUCUACUCGCGUGGAGGUGGUGGUGGUGGAUCUGGGGGCUCCUCAUCCUCACACCACCGCGGUGGUGGUGGCGGCGGUGGCGGUGCAGGCCGUCCCGAGGGACUCUUGCCAUACCCAGCAUCAGAAUACGAACAUUCCCUCUCGGCACCACCAUACAUGGGAUUGGCACCACUCCACCCAUGGGAGGAAUACGACCGAUACAUCCAAGCUGACCCGUACCCACCCUCCUCUUCGUCGUCUGAAAGACGUGGAAGAGAACAUCGUCGUUCAUCAUCUUCAUCCUCUUCUUCAUCAUCCUCUUCAUUAUCUAGUUCACGUGAUAGAACUCCCUAUGACCGUAGACCACCUCCCCAAUCUGGUUACGAUCGUUAUUCAUAUGGAUCAGGUGGCGGCGGUGGCGGUGGCGGUGGUGGCAGCGGCGGAGGAAACAGUGGAUACGAUCGUAAACCAUCUCCUUCACGUGGUCAUCACCAUUAUCCAAGUGGUGGUAGCGGUGGUGGUGUUUAUGAUCGUGAUCGUCCAGCACCACGUGAUAGAUAUUAUAGUCGUAGUCCAAAAAGAGAAGAUUAUUAA